Messenger RNA from Hypoxylon fragiforme, 5346 nucleotides. RefSeq names its product glycoside hydrolase family 13 protein. Gene Ontology annotation, molecular function: amylo-alpha-1,6-glucosidase activity; 4-alpha-glucanotransferase activity. Gene Ontology annotation, biological process: glycogen catabolic process; glycogen biosynthetic process. Bases 498 to 5153 code for a protein of 1551 amino acids. The transcript is spliced from 2 exons. Lineage: Eukaryota; Fungi; Ascomycota; Sordariomycetes; Xylariales; Hypoxylaceae. The record is from RefSeq and is a predicted model, not a curated record.
GAAACAUUGAAGUGUGCGUGAGCUACGUAAACGUACCUGCCUACGAAUAUACUAGGUACAUAUGUACUACCGACAUCGACCUAACGAACUGCAAGAAAGAGCUACAUAUGUACAUACAUAUGUACAUAGUACCUAUAUGCGUUAGGUACCAGUAGGCACCUUACACUUACUCACUUCAAUGUUCAACAUCCAUACACAGACAUCGGAGUACACUUGCCCUCUUCAACUGGUCAGACAGUCUGGUCUAUCCCGAUGUGUACUAGGUACUCCAGUACCUACAUCUCUAGUUUGGGUACAUACCUACAUAUGUAGCUACCCUGUCCACUCCUUAACUAUUUUCUUCCUUUUGUUUUUUCCCUUUUCCUUUCCUUCUUUUCCUUUGUCUUCAAUACUCUUUUCCUUGUGUUAGUUUUCCCCGUCAAUCUUACAUUGCCUACUCUAUUGUACUCGACUGCCCUACCUAACCUACUUGAUUUGUACCAUCUGAAGGAGUAGACAUGGUCCCCUGGACAGUGACCUCGAAUGAGGUCUAUAUACUGCCUUUGAAGGAUGAUGGUGCUCCUGAUGUUGCGGGGGAAUAUAUCUACUUGGCACCGAGAUCGAAGGAGCAUGUAACGAUACGGUUUACGAUCGAGGGUACUUCGUCGAUAUGUCGGCAGGGCAGUUUAUGGGUCAACAUUCCGGAACAAGGAUCCGAGUUUCGCAGAGAUCAGUUCCGCCAGUACAAGUUGAAUCCCGAUUUCAACAGAACGAUUGAGAUAUCGAUCCCCAUCUAUGAAGCUGGUGCUUUUGCGUUUUAUACUACAUACGCCGAGUUACCUAGCUUGUCCACUACCUCUAAAUCUGACACGCCCUCUGCGUCCAAAAAGACACCGCUGUACUAUAUCGAUGUUGCCCCUAGGUUGUCAUUAGAUAGUCGUCCGUUGCCUCUUUCGGCACUGUCCGUAUUUUCUGUCAUCAGCAAGUUCAUGGGAAAGUACCCAUCUGACUGGGAGAAGCAUCUGAGAGGUAUUAGUGGUCGUGGUUAUAAUAUGAUUCAUUUCACCCCUUUACAGAUUCGUGGAGCUUCAAAUUCCCCGUAUAGUUUAUAUAAUCAGCUUGGGUGGGACCCCGAAUGCUUUCCUCAGGGAGAGAAGGACGUACAGAAAAUGGUGGAUAGUCUGGAGCGGGAACAUUCUCUCCUGAGUCUGACUGACAUAGUUCUCAACCAUACCGCCAACAAUAGUGGGUGGCUAUUGGAGCAUCCAGAAGCAGGGUACAAUCUGACCACGGCGCCGUGGCUAGAGUCAGCCUACGCCCUCGACACCCAGCUUUUGCUCCUAAGCUCCAAGUUGGAGGAGCUUGGCUACCCUACAGACCUUGAAACUACCGACGAUCUUAUCAAGAUCAUGGAUGGCAUCAAGAAGCAUGUGAUUUCGGAAAUUCGUCUGUGGGAGUACUACACCAUUGAUACGGAGAGGGAUGUUGAUGCUGCCAUGGAAUCAUGGGCUGCUGGGAAGCAAACUGUACCCGAGGGGUCUACAAGUGAUGAGCUUGAUAAGCUCAGGGAUGUUGAUGUGGAACAUCAAGCUUUGUAUCUAAUUGAGAAGGGCCUGGCUGGGAACGACAGACUUGGUGAACGAUUCCGACGGCGCGUUGACCCUAAUGUUGCAGCUAGUUUAAUAGUUACUUUGUUUGGGAAGUACCGGGGCGAGGCGGAUGAGGCGGCUAUUCGAACUAAGCUAACCCAGAUACUUGACGUUGUCAAUGUUCGCUUUUACGAGGAGUACGACAAGGAGAUUGGAGAAAUCCUCCAGCAGUUGUUCAAUAGGAUCAAGUAUACCCGUCUUGAUGAGCAUGGCCCAAAGAUGGGCCCUAUUAAUCAAGCAAACCCUCUAAUCGAAACCUAUUUCACUCGCCUGAAUAAGUCAGAGGCUUCUGAUAAAUUCAAACCCGAAGACUUGGUUCUCGUCAAUAAUGGAUGGGUGUGGGCCGGAAACGCGCUGGUGGACAAUGCUGGUCCUCAGUCGCGCGUUUAUCUACGGCGCGAAGUAAUUGUCUGGGGCGACUGCGUCAAGCUUCGCUACGGAAGCAGUCCCAAGGACAGCCCAUUUCUCUGGGAAUACAUGACUAAGUAUGCACGAAUGCUUGCAAAGUACUUUGCUGGCUUCCGCAUCGACAACUGUCACUCUACCCCUAUUCACGUCGCAGAACACAUCCUUGAUGAGGCUCGCCGUGUUCGGCCCAACCUUUACGUGGUGGCAGAACUUUUCACCGGAUCGGAGGAGAUGGACUAUGUCUUCGUGAAGAGGCUAGGCUUGAGCUCGUUGAUCAGAGAAGCCAUGCAGGCUUGGAGCACAGCCGAACUCAGCAGAUUGGUACACCGUCAUGGUGGACGCCCUAUCGGCAGUUUUGAGGUGGAUGAGAUUUCCAAAACCCCCCUUGGAAGUGCUCCUACCAGUCCUGGGUUUGCCAGUCCUGGGUUGAAUGGCAGUUCUGCGCGAGAAGUCAUCCGCACCAUUAAGCCCGCUCCGGUGCAGGCUCUCUUUAUGGAUUGCACUCACGAUAACGAGGUUCCGGCACAAAAGAGAGAUGCUCGAGAUACAUUACCAAACGCUGCGUUGGUGUGUAUGUGUGCUAGCGCUACCGGAAGCGUCAUGGGUUACGACGAAAUAUACCCCAAGCUGGUCGACCUUGUGAACGAGACCAGGCUGUAUACGUCUGAAUCAUCCGUCGCCAAGGAGAUCAAAGUUGGCGGUGGAAAAGGUGGCAUCGGCGGCAUCAAGAAGCUACUCAACCAAAUUCACACUCUAAUGGGGAAGGAUGGGUAUGACGAAACCCACAUCCAUCACGAAGAUCAAUAUGUCACAGUACACAGAGUGCAUCCCGAGUCGAGGAAAGGAUACUUCCUCAUUGCACAUACUGCAUAUCCCGGCUACGGAGAUAGCCGUGGUACAUUCAGUCCCGUACACCUUAGCGGCACCAAGGCGCGACACCUAGGAAGCUGGAUGCUGGAGGUUGACGCGAAUGACGAAGCUAAGCAAGAAGUCGAGAACGAUAAGAAAUAUCUACGGGGUCUCCCGAGUCGUGUGCUUGAUCUGCCAGGUAUUCGAUUGGAAGUCAAGUCUGACGAGACAGUUAUCACUGUGCGUGAGAAGUUUCCCCCUGGAAGCAUCGCCUUGUUCGAAACCUGGAUUCCAGCAGCCGAGCAUUCAUCGGGUUUAGAUACCUACGUGACAUCCGGAGCCAAGGAGGCCAUGGUUGAACUAGAUUUGGUCGACCUCAACUUUUUGCUGUACCGUUGCGAGGCCGAAGAGCUUGAUGGGAGUGGUGGCAAAGAUGGCACCUACGACAUUCCGGGCCAUGGCAAGAUUGUGUACGCAGGUCUCCAGGGCUGGUGGAGUCUUUUGAAAGACAUCAUUAAGGAAAAUAAUUUGGCCCAUCCACUCUGCCAAAACCUUCGUGAUGGUCAAUGGGCUCUGGACUAUACCGUGGGACGGCUGGAGAGAAUAAGUCAGCAGGCUGGGUUUUCUCGCCUUGGAGGGAUAGCAGCUUGGCUCAAGGAGCGUUUCGAUGCGAUCCGUGGCAUUCCCAACUUCCUUCUACCACGCUACUUCACGCUUGUGAUACGAACCGCCUAUAAGGCUGCCUGGGCGAGAGGGUUGGAGCUCAUGAAUGAGAAGAUACAAACCGGUCAAUGGUUCCUUCAGAGCUUGGGCUUGGUCAGUGUUCAAAUGACGGGCUUAGUAAAGUCCGCUUCACUCUGGCCCAAGAAGCUCGUCCCCUCGCUAGCUGCUGGACUACCACACUUUGCUGUAGAAUGGGCGCGAUGCUGGGGUCGUGACGUCUUCAUCUCCCUUCGCGGUCUCUACCUUGGAACCGGCAGGUUUGAAGAAGCUGCGGAGCACAUUUUUGCGUUUGCCAGCGUUCUCAAGCAUGGCAUGAUCCCCAACCUUCUUGGCAGUGGGAAUCUUCCGCGAUACAACAGCCGAGAUUCCAUUUGGUUCUUCCUACAAUGCAUUCAAGACUACACCAAGUAUGCAUCAGAUGGGUUAAGCCUCCUGAACAGAAAAGUCAAACGGCGAUUCUUACCCUAUGAUGAUAUCUGGUUCGACUCGGAGGACCCGAGAGCGUAUUCGACGGAAAGCACAAUCCAAGAGGUUAUCCAAGAAGCUAUGCAACGACACGCCACUGGGUUGAAGUUCCGUGAAGCGAACGCAGGGCCAACCAUUGACUCUCAGAUGCGCGAUGAAGGUUUCAACAUUGAAGUCAACGUCGACUGGUCGAAUGGUAUAAUUUUUGGUGGUAAUCAGUUCAACUGCGGUACGUGGAUGGACAAGAUGGGAGAGAGUGAGCGUGCUGGGUCCAAGGGCAUCCCGGGUACUCCACGUGAUGGUGCCGCUAUUGAGAUCACUGGCCUACUCUAUAGUACCCUCCGAUGGUUAGCCAAGCUCAAUGCCGACGGUCACUAUCCGCACAAGGGCGUGACCAAAUCAGACAAGUCUGAAAUCACAUUCUCAGCCUGGGCAGACCUACUCGAGUCAAACUUUGAGCGCAGCUACUACGUGCCAACGGAUGAGGCAGAGGAUUCGCUAUAUGAUGUUAACCCGAGCGUCCUCAACCGGCGUGGUAUCUACAAGGACCUCUACCGCUCCGGAAAGGAAUAUGAAGACUACCAACUCCGACCCAACUUCACCAUUGCCAUGACGGUGGCUCCCGAUCUAUUUGAUGCCACUCACGCCAUGGGUGCUCUCGUUAUUGCGGACCAAGCCCUACGUGGACCGACUGGAAUGGCGACGCUAGACCCGAUCGACAUGAAUUAUCGGCCUUACUACAUCAACAGUGAAGACUCGACCGACUUCGCGACGUCCAAGGGGCGGAACUACCACCAAGGACCCGAGUGGCUUUGGCCUACGGGCUUCUUCCUGCGUGCCCUCCUCAAGUUCGAUCUCAAGAGAAGAGAUUCACAGGAAGGCCGGGUAGAGGCAUUCCAGCAAGUCACGAGGCGCCUGGGGGGGUGCAAAGAGAUGAUUGAAAAGAAUUGGUGGGCAGGAUUAACGGAACUCACGCAGAAGGAUGGCCAAUUCUGCGGCGACUCGAGUCCCACGCAAGCGUGGAGUGCCGGGUGUCUUAUUGACUUGUACAUGGAUGCGGCUGAGUACGGGAUGAAGUAACCUUCCUACAUGACUGCGUAAUGAUAGCAGAAGUAGAUGGGUGUAGAUAAAGAAGCAGAAGAAGUGUGAUGAGAAAAGCAUAUAAAUAGUUCGUUUUGAUGAUUAUGAAGAGAUAUGAACCUUGCUAUACACGCAACUAGGUAGAUAAAUACACAGAGAGACAGACAGAGAAUACAUGUUAUGAAGAAGCAAA